AACUGUGACGUUUAUAAAUGUAGAUAAUGACUGAAAUGACAUGGUAUAUUGUACAAACAAGGUGUUAUCAUAAUUAGUACAUAUAGAGCCUGUAUUGUGUAACAUUAUGUCUGCCAAUUAUAGACAAAAACAAACUUGAGCAGACAAAUAAAUAAUGACUGAUCCCGUGUCACCUUGAGAAAUUGACAAGCGUGUAUAGUAUCAGUAAGUAAAGCGAUAAAAUGACCCGGAUUUAAAGAUAUAAAUAGAAUCGGUUUACCUUACGCUUGGAUAACAUCAAUACUUUAUCGGUGAACAAGCAAAAUGUUAAGGAUAUUGUAUUAUUAGUGAUAACAGCAGAUGGCAAAAUUUGUGUCACUUAAAAGAAGUAAAAGCGAGCAGGAUUUAAACGAUUCGCCAACAUCGGAGGAGAAAACACACAAUGGGAUUAAACUUCUGGUUCAGUUAGCCGAGGGCGAUCUUCCGGUACUUGAAUUUCUGAACGACUAUAUACAAGACUUUUUAGACGGCAGUUACCAUGGAAACACGGAAUUUUACCUGCGAUCUCAUCAAUUUGUCUCACAACUGGAGCAGUUCUACCGCGAAAAGAACUCCCAGUGCCCAUAUUAUCUUAUAUCCUUUUUCCGGCACAUCAUUACUCUUGUAUCAGAAACGUUGUUUCUUUCUGCGUCAAGUGACGUUUGUAAAGUUGCUGUAGACUCAGUCGUCGUUACUUCACCAAGGGUCAAGGUCAGAUUACGAGAUUUACAAGCAAACGUGGCUGAAAUUCAAGACUUGACUAUUAAACUAGAAAUUGAUAUAAUUAGGCAUUUAAAAGACAGUAAAAACUUUCAUUUAAACCAAUUUGAUUCAAAAGCUGUGAUAACUCAAACUGAGCAAAUAUGGCGGUUACUUCGACGAUGUGAGACACCGAUGAAGGAUGUUACCAUGGCAGUAGAAAAGAAAGCGCUCGCUGACAGGGGUUUCUUUCAGAAAGCAUCUAUGGGAAUAGGGGCAGUGUGUGCAGGUCGUUUCUUGUGGUCGUUAUGGCAAGGCGAGGAUCAAGAACAACUAAUAAAUGCAGCUUUGUGGUCGGUUGGUACGGGUGUUUCUGGUGCAGUUUUACAGAUACCACGAGCACGUGCAGAUAGAAUACUAGAAGAACUAGCACGACAGAAAGGAAAGAAAGAAGACUUGCAGGACAUACUUAAACAUUGGCUUAUAGAAUCAGAUGGUCUUUGUGCAAAGUUGGUCCUUUACUCUUCUUUUAGCGGAAAACAAGUCUAACACAAUUAAAUCAACGAAAAUUAGCAGAGAAAUUGAGUCGUACUAAUUGUAAUUCUAACACGCAUUUGUUACUUUUUAAAUCCUCUUAUUAAGUUUUUGUUCUGAUAUUAAGUAUUUUGAAUGAAAUGAAUAAUAAUGAUACAUGUACGGAAAUAGUUUUCUUGCCAUAAGGUUCAAUGGAAGUUAUCAUGGUCCUUUGUUAUGUCCCCUUUCUUUAAUUCCUUUGUAAGCUUCACUCUGUGUAGUACAAACUCAAUUUAAUGUGAAACAUAUUUCAGUAACAAAUAUACAUGUUUGACUGUAUGUAUUAUGAGUUAUUUUUAAAUAAUAUUGGGUGCGUUUUUUAAUUAUUUCUAAUAUGAUGUAUAGAUAAGAAUAGAAACAAACUGCUUUCUCUAAGUGUUAAAGAUUUUAUUUUGGUAAGGGUAUCAUAAUGUCUGAAUGUAUUAUUUUAAAAUGAAAACUGUUUCAUUUAAUAAUAAAAUAUUGUCAUUUAUAAGUCAUUUACGGGUUUAUAAAUGCCGAAGUGUAAUAUUUCCUAAAGUAAGAUAUGGCAGACGAUAAGGUUUUAGGAUUUCUGAUUGGUUAGUGUUUCUUACUUGGAAACGCUCUUCUUCUCACCGCCAUUGGUUAUGAUUUCGUAAGGGACUUUUCGGUUGUGUACCGUGUAAGUAAGCUGGACUGGUAGCUUAAAGUAAGUUGGCGAUUCUUAUAUCUGUCGCUCAAAAUAUGGCAUAUAGGGACACAACUUGUGUCUAUUUUCAUCCAACUAUGUUGCAAGUUCGAUAUAAGACUAUUACUGUGUUAGUGCUGGUGAGAUCGAAAGCCCAACCCGACGUCUUUUCAGGCAUUCUUUUAUAGUUAGAAAAUAAACAUGUGUUCGUCAAAUUA
Messenger RNA from Ruditapes philippinarum (Manila clam), 2157 nucleotides. RefSeq lists its product as uncharacterized. The record is from RefSeq and is a predicted model, not a curated record. The transcript has 3 exons. The coding region runs from base 340 to 1266 and encodes 308 amino acids. Lineage: Eukaryota; Metazoa; Mollusca; Bivalvia; Venerida; Veneridae.